UUAGUGUACACUGUUUGUUCAGACACAGCUUUAAAGUAACUAAUUCAUUACGUUUGAGUUAAUCAGGUUAUAAAUCUUCACAUAUAGAGUAUACAUUGAGUUUACGCACUUCUAUGUGAUGAUAUAGGUAUUGAAGCUCGUGUGAUAACGUUUCGAUUGUUCAGGAUAUCUCAUUUACCGUGCGUGUGUCUUAAAGUUGAAAAGCCAACAUUUAUGUUUGGGAUUUAAAUAUUCAAGGAAUGGACACGAGUGGACGCUCUAGACGAUACUAAGUGAGGGUUAAAGGCCUGCAUUUAAAUGUCUGAUGUUUUUGAAAGGUCUUAAGGCAUAUCACUAAGAUAUUAUCAAAAUGGAAAAUUACUUUGAAAAAAUGCGACGUGAAAAUAAGAGUCGAAUGAAAGAAACGAUGGUGGACAACCGGAGUUAUAACGCUAAGCCAAAGAAUCCGCACACCAAGAUCACGGAGAUAAGUCUCGAGGACGAGACUUUGACACUAUGGAGACCCGCGGUGGACAACAACCAGUACUGCCUCAUACCAGAAAACAUCGACCAGGGAGACUGGGAACAUUUCCGACCGCUGUACUACCAUAAAUUCGACUGCAUCAGCAGUGCUCUCCCCUUUGAUGACGCAAUUCCGGUGAUUGCAAACCAAGCGACCACCCUCGUCCCCACGCAUGACUAUUCUAUACUAAGGGACUACCCUCGUAUCCGGGGUUUGUGGUAUCAACCAGAAAAGGCUGACAUAAUCAGCAUCGAUGACGAGUCUCGUGUUGGUAACAUAAAGUUUUCCAUUUUCUUCCCGCGCUCUGACCACGAUCAUUUGAUAAGCAAGCUGAACAUGUACUAUCUAGAGGUUAUGGACUACGAGUCAGACGACAAGUCUGUGUCUCGUUUUCUUCUGACGAAAAACGAAUACCCCGAUCUGCCCAUCUACGAUACAAAUAAACCGGGCGGACCGGUGUUUAUAGAAAAACAUGACACUUUAGACGGUGUCUUGGAAACAUACUACUUCCUGCGCAUCUGUACCAGCUACACUGGGCGGAUAAUGGAACACGAGGUCGAGUUUAUGUUAGAAGAAGAUCCGUGGCCUCUAUGUCAAAUAUCAUCAGUGACGCACAAACCGUUCAAUGCACCAGUGAACUUACUAGCUUCGAAUGAGAACUUGGAUGUAGAAACGUGCGUUAAAUUAAACACGCGAUUCCAGGCCUCGACCUGGGAGGAUACAUUAGCAGGUCUGUUUGCAUGGUCACUCAGAACACACCUGCCCUGGCUUGUCUACGAAAGACUUCAUGAUAACAUCAAAGGAACGGUAACUCUCACCGCCAUGACGUCCCCAUUGGAGACCAUUUCCGCCCCGCGUAGAGCAUUCGUGUGCAGUCGGAAGUUGGAUUUGCUCAUUGAAUUGAAUCCCUUUAUCAUGAAAUGCCAAAACGACAAAGACUUACAAGAUCUCAAGAAUUUGUUCUGUUCACUUCACGAAUGCGAUGACGCAUGCCCAGUAGUAAGUGUACGACAGCUUGACAUGUGUGGCGUCAUGCCUCCAUAUUUGUGUCUACUAGAGCGCGUGAUUGCUAGCAACUACAUCCCUCUCCGGCGUGAGAUCGUGACGGCCAUGUUGCCGUGGUCUGUGCUAGCUUUUUACUUUAGAGAUUUGAAGAUCGACAGCUGUCGAAAAAUGAUCGCAUUCAUCAGUCAGGUUGACGGAAUUUGCCAGGAAUUUCCCGGUGACUUUACCUACCCUCUAACUAGUACUCAAGACUUUAACUGCAAUCUUACAAUGGACUACACGGAGAAAACCUCUGGGUUCGAAUCUCUUUCCUCUGUCGCUGACCUUGAUGCCGACAGUGACGAAAGCGUAAAAUAUGGUGAAAGUUAACAUCGUACUCCUUGUAUGUGCCAAGGAGGGGACACGUCUCAGCAUAGUUCAGAAAGUGUUUGCGUGUGUCAGGAAGAAGACUCGGGGGUUAUUUCCCUUAACAAUUUAAAACCGCGGACAUGUGUCAAGAAGGAGGAAUAAGGUCUAUUUCUUUUAGUUGAUAAAAAAGCGCUGAAUAGGACAGGAGAACCAACGGUUAUUUCUCUUACGGUUAAAAACCCACGGAUCAGACAGUACCAUUACUGAUAACUUAUAUUUACCAUUCAGUUAAAACAACGUGUCGUGCGUAAUAAUUGACAGUUAUGAAAACGUUGACGUAUGUCGUAGAGGAGGAAUUAGAGGUUAUUUCCGCCGACAGCUUUGAAACUGGGGAGAAGAGGGAGUGACAGGGCGGAGGAAUCGUGGGAUAUCUUCUUGGUAGUAAUGAAAGAUUGGCAUGUGUCGGAGCAGAGGAUUUCGGCUUGUUUUUCAUGAUAGUAAAACAAAUUUGGGUGAUGUGCCGAGAGAAUGAAAACUUAUGGUCCGUCUGCACAAUUUGAUAUUGAACGGUAUUGUUGACACAAUAGGUCUCAUUAUAAUAAAUUCACAAACAAAAUACGGCAUGUUCUUUAAAUUAGCAACCGGUGAAAAUCAAAUAUUUUGAGCCAGGAGUUUGAUGUAAAACAACAGAUGUGGUUAAAAAUAAAGAGGAGAUGAAUUAAUAUAAGCUUAUAGCUUGUUUUCUGAUCCUCGUUGCAUCUGUACUGUAUUGUAAUGUAGUGUGCAAGUGAUGAAAUAAAAUAUUGUUUAAACCAAAAAUAAAACUAUCAUAGUAUAGAAUGAUAAGGAAGGGAGGUAAAUCUUUGCCUUAUAGUCUGUCAAGGAAUUACUUGAACCUAUCGAUGACAAAGGGAGGUAAUUCGCCACUCUCCUUUCUCGUCAUCUGUUUGGCUAUUUGCUAUUACAAUUAAGAGUAAUAACGAAGGAUGGUGUCGCUCCAAUAUCUGACCAUUUUUAUUUUUUAUUUUCUCGUUGGUGCAAAUGAUAUCUGACAAAUAUGAUCUAAAAAAAGUGAAGAGUGAACGUUGCUCGAACCUCAUCGUUAGUCAGGCUAUUUUCACCAUUCUGUGAUGGGAGGUAACUCAUUCUCAGUUCUCAUCGUUUUCAACAACAACAGUUAUAGCAAGGGGAUGUAACUCAUUCUCAGUUCUCAUCGUUCUCAACAACUUAUAGCAAGGGGAGUUAACUCAUUAUCUCUUAAUAACUCCUGACUUAUUUUGCAUGUAUUUUAAGAUCAACUGUAGGCGUGUAGGACAGGCAAUAUAUUGCUAAUAUGCGUCAGGUUAUAUAGGGAUUGGAAGUGUAAUCCUUCAGUUAGUGUGAAACUUUUUUUUUCAAUUUGGUGUGAUAACUAAUAUGCGAUUGCAUUAUAUUCUCAGUGUGAGGGAUGUUUUCUCAUUUAAGGAUAUACAUGUAUGUACGUCACAUUAUUAAUCAAACAUAUUCUCACUUACCGAAGAGUUCCAAACUAUUUAAUUGAAAUAAGUUGAUAAAUUAAAUCUGAAAACAAGAAUGCAGUCAAAGGCAGCUACUGGACACAUUUCUGAAUUUAAGUCAUUUUUAUAAGGGUGCAUGUGGUUAACUCUAUUUGUUAUACCAUUGCAUGAAGUUCAUCCAAUGCUUAGUUUUACUUGUGAGUUAUUUUUCCAAACCUUAUAUAAGGGCAAUAUUCUUGAAUACUAUUGACAAAAUGUGGCAGUAAAUUGAGGUUUUGUUGUAUUUAUACUUAAUAAAGAUAGAACAACUGAUAAUGAUGUGUCAAUUUUAUUUUGUUAUAAGAUAUGCAAAAUAUAAAAAAAAAUAUUCUUAUUUGGCGAUGAAAUAUAACAGUGGAAUAUCAAAAUUAUAUACGUGAUGAUUGACACAAGAAACAUUUAUAACAUUUUUGCGAUAAAAGUGCACUUUUAAAAUGACACUUUAACUGAAGUGUUUAGUUUAUUGUAUAUGAUAUCGAAUAUAAUACUAGAAUCAUGAUAACCUAUAUUGGUAUAAUGUAACCUUCAAAUUAGAUACAGGUUAUCCCCCUUUGAUCGAAAUCUACACUUUGUCAAAGUUGUUGCAUACUGCUAUAGGGUAUACUUGUCGAGACAAGAAAUGUACCACGAUAUUCGGAUAUAACAUAUACCAUGAUUUGUUUUAUUGUGAACAGAUAGAACCACUAUAUUUGAAUCACAAUAUGUUACAUACCACGAAGUCUGUAUCACGACAUAAUACGAACCACGAUAUAUAUGUAUGUACAACAAUAUGAUAUUUACCACGAUCUCUGUACCGCGAUAUUAUCUAAUCACGAUAUGGAAGAACCACGAUAUCCGUAUCAUCAUAUGAUACCACGUUAUCUGUAUCGCGAUAUGUUAACGUACCACAAUAUCUGUAUCACGAUAUGAUAGGUACAUGAACCACGAGAUCUGUAUCACGAUAUGAUAAGAAUCAUGAUAUGAUACUAACCACACUAUCUGUAUCACGAUACUAUAUAUGUAUUGUGACAUGAAAAGUUCCACGAUAUCUGUCUUUUCGAUGAUACAGUUUGAUAGAACUACGAUUUUUUAUUGCGAUAUGACACAUACCGCGAUAUUUGUAUUUUGACGAUACAUCUAAUUUGGUACAUUAAAAAACAACUGAUGAAGAUGAUAAUAUUAAAGCACUGACUAAUGAUAGUUUCCAUAGUUACAUUGUAUUAAUGACCAUCUCGUAAUAUAUAUACCAGACAUAAUUAUACCACCUUUCCUUAUUGAGUUUUGACAACUAUUCAGUAGAAUUAACUCCUCUACAUAAGCACUGAGCAUAUGUUUCUAUCGAUUGAUUUCUAUCGAUUGAAAUCAUAAGCAUCAAUAUAAAUAUGUUUGAAAAAAAUAUACAUGUAGUAUGCUGCAUUAAAAUGAUAAUUUCAGCUCGAUAUUAAUCAAAACGGUGAAUUUUAACUUAAAACUGUACAUGAGGUUGGAUGAAUAGAUUUGAGACCGGAAAUCUCAAACCGGAAGUAUCAAACCGGAAGUCUCAAAGACUCAGUUGACCUGAAGUCGUAAGAGAGCCUACAGAAAGACCGUAAAAGUGUCUGAAACUGAUAACAGGUAAUUUUACAGACUGUGAUAGGGAAAUUGAGUAUACUAUCAACAAUAAGAAAUAUGAAAUGAAGCAUGUCUGCGAUACAUUAAUGAUAUAAAAACACUGCGCAUAACAUACAAGCAAAAAUAAUUUUAACAUCAAAAUGAUAAAAAAAAUAAAAGAUUCAUGUACAUCAUUAACUUCCUACUGCAUCGUCGAAGAUGAACAAUCCAAACAAUGGCAUCAAAUGAUUAAAGACAAAAUCACGUGUUUUAUUAAGGAUCUCUGUUCCAUUGCAUACUAGACACUAAGAGAAAUCCUUUGAAGAUUUCAUACAAACAUUAACCUCCCCUUGACUUCGGUUUUGGAUAUAACAAUAGCAAGCUUGAUCCAGAAAAUCACCGCUAAUCAGAUAACUCAGCUGGUUAGAGCGAACGUAGUUUUAUCAGAGUUUCGUGAGGUGUAUGUUUCUUUUCAGUAAUAAUCAAAUAAAGCUAUAGUUUGGAUACUGUAAUGCCGGUAAAAAAAAUGCAUUUUUGGCAGUGGUACGGGGAUCCUUAAAAUUGAAAUAUUUUAAGAUUGUGGAUGUUUAAAAAAUCAAGAAAGGUCACAAUAACGAUUCAUACCGCCAUGAUACUUAUGUUAGGGAGUACAAUUACUGUCUUACUGUAUACAGACAUUUGAAAAAUAAUUUCCUGUUAAAUUUAUGUCACUUCCUCUAUCAUCUAACAUAUAUAUAUAUAUAUUUAUUGUAUACCCUUUUUAGGGAUUUUGAACAUCUGAAUCAAAUAGAUCUACAUGAUAACAAAUGACAUG
Mizuhopecten yessoensis (Yesso scallop) is the source of this 5773-nucleotide messenger RNA. RefSeq lists its product as uncharacterized. NCBI's taxonomy places the organism in Eukaryota, Metazoa, Mollusca, Bivalvia, Pectinida, Pectinidae. Bases 350 to 1876 code for a protein of 508 amino acids. The record is from RefSeq and is a predicted model, not a curated record. The transcript has 2 exons.